AUGUUUGCCUUCAAGCCCGUCGCCUUCGCCACAGCGCUGCUGGGUUUGGUCCAUGCUGCACCAGCCGUUACAGAGCGCCAGGACAUUAUCUUAUUGACCUUGUGUACUGACGCCAACCUUGGUGGAUCAUGCCUAGAUUAUCAAGGAACCCCUGGUGUCUGUGGCAACGUUGUAGGUGAAUUCGACAACAGCAUCAGUUCCCUUGUGGCUGGAACCGAAUCACGCCCCUGCAUCUUCUACAACAAUCCCAACUGCGAUCGGAGCGGCGGCUCAGUUACCCUUGGCGGAAGGCAAGAUGCUCUUCCAGCGGGCUUUGAUAACAGCAUCAGCUCUAUCGAAUGUCUAGCCUGCCUGAUCCCCGAGGGAUGCCCUUAG
This is a messenger RNA of Neoarthrinium moseri, 375 nucleotides long. RefSeq lists its product as uncharacterized. The coding region runs from base 1 to 375 and encodes 124 amino acids. The record is from RefSeq and is a predicted model, not a curated record. The transcript has 3 exons. NCBI's taxonomy places the organism in Eukaryota, Fungi, Ascomycota, Sordariomycetes, Amphisphaeriales, Apiosporaceae.